This is a messenger RNA of Monoraphidium neglectum, 714 nucleotides long. RefSeq lists its product as hypothetical. Lineage: Eukaryota; Viridiplantae; Chlorophyta; Chlorophyceae; Sphaeropleales; Selenastraceae. The coding region runs from base 1 to 714 and encodes 237 amino acids. The transcript is spliced from 2 exons. The record is from RefSeq and is a predicted model, not a curated record.
AUGGCGGACGUGCCAGCUGAGCCGCCGAAGGCCACGGGCGCUGACCUGGCAGCCAGCCGCAGUGGUGCCGGCACGUUGCACUGGCCUCGGGCCGACGCUGAGGCCAACUCCGGCCCAGACCCAAACCAGCCUGCCGGCGCCGCGGCCGGCGCGGCGACCGACGCCAUGGCCAAGGGCGCUCGCGCGCCCGCCGGGCGCGGCGCGGACGGAGCAGCUCAGCCGCGCGCGCGCGCGGCGGGCGCGCAGGCGGUGGGCGGCAAUGCGGAGGGGCUGCUGGCCAGCAGGCUCGUCACCGAGUGCCUUUCGCAGCCCUCGCGCGCAGGCAGCGCGUCGCCGAGCGCCGCGUGCCACCCCAGCCCGUCGCGCUCCACGGACGCCAGGCAGCUCAAGCUGCUGUCUCGCCCCGCGGAAGGCGUCUCGGUCGCCUACUGGCGCCGCCCCGGCGGCCAAGCGACAGACGGCGAGCUCUCCGAUGGAGAGCGCGAGCCUGGGGCGCGCUCGCCGUCGCCCCCGGCGCGGUCGGCUUCCUUCAGCUGCGCGCCGCGGCCGCCGCUGGCGGGCGCGGCGCCUCCGGGGCCGCGGCCUGCAGCUUUCGGGGCCGACGCCGAGUCGGCGGCGGGGCGGCGGGGGAAGCUGGUGCGGCUGCGGUCUUUCAGGCUUGAGGAUUGCGAGGCGGACGACGAGGGGGACGGCCCCGAGCGGGCCGCGCGGUGA